UGCGAAGGAAUUGACAUGGUCCGAGAAGUAAGCGCAUAAGCGUCGCCGGCAAACUGAGACACCGCUUCCAUUUCCCGAUGUUCGCCUGGCAGCGACGGGCUUUUUCCCCCGGCUGGACAAGGAGACGCCGCGCGUUCUUCGCCGGUUGGGGAAGGAAAAUCUGUCCGUAACCGUCAACGCAAGUGGUACAGUGCCGAUUGGCCAGAUGCAACUCACAUUUUUUCGAGAACUCAUCGGCGAUACCUUUGAGACUGUCUUGAGGAAUUUCUUGCCAGCGGAUGUUUAGCUCGUGUGGCAGAUCGACGCGACGUUUGUCCCCCAUGGAAGCCACGGCGGAAACACCAAGGCCAACGGCGCAAAGAACCACGCCCUCCAAUCCGAGAAGAUGUUGAACCCUUUGAAGGAACUCGACAUAGAUUAAUUUGUUCGCCCUUCCUCUGGCGUCGGUGGGAGGCAUGCCGGCGGCCAAGAGCUCGAAAGCACCGCGGACACGAUCGCUCUCCGCCGGCUUGAGUCCCAUGCGGUUUUUCAUCACGACCGAGACCUCGACAAGUUUGUCCACCAUGUCGCUGAUCGAGGCCUUUUGCUUUUGCGGCAUUGUUGGUCGUUUGGGCCGGGUGAAUGCUGAGGAGGCGUUGCUACUAAGUCGAGGUGCAAUGGAGAACGGGAAGAAAGUGAAUUGAACUUGUUUACACGAAAACAGGGGAAACUGAGCUAAAGUUUUUGAAAUGGGUCGAAAGUGGCCGGAAAUGGUCGAGAGCGGUCGGAAAUAGUCAAGAAUGGUCGCAACCAGCCGACGCCACGGAAACGCCAAGACCCGAGCCCCACUCCUGUCCCACACCACUCCGACGGGCAGCUUUCCUGCUUGCCACGCCUGCCAAUUAUCACAGCCUGCGGCAGAGACCCAUGCAAACAGCAACCUCAACAAGGCCGCCAACGAGGCCUCGCCGGCGUACAAGCAGACAGCCGACCCCCACGAAAUAUCUUUUGAGCAACUGCCUGCCUGCCUGCCUUUGACGCGCAGCUGA
Messenger RNA from Gaeumannomyces tritici R3-111a-1, 1028 nucleotides. RefSeq lists its product as hypothetical. Bases 780 to 1028 code for a protein of 82 amino acids. The record is from RefSeq and is a predicted model, not a curated record. Lineage: Eukaryota; Fungi; Ascomycota; Sordariomycetes; Magnaporthales; Magnaporthaceae. The transcript is spliced from 2 exons.